Molecule: messenger RNA, 1914 nt
Organism: Penicillium diatomitis
Lineage: Eukaryota; Fungi; Ascomycota; Eurotiomycetes; Eurotiales; Aspergillaceae
Gene: fbx15
Product: F-box domain protein
Exons: 2
Coding region: 1-1914 (637 amino acids)
Molecular function (GO): protein binding
Source: RefSeq, a predicted model, not a curated record
AUGACUGCUGAUUUCUCGACACCGGCCUCCUUGGUCAACCUGCCCUUCGACAUUCUCUAUCAAAUCAGCCAAUAUUUGAAUAUCUCUGAAUUCGUUCAUCUCAGCCGAACAUGCCGGGCAAUGUACUCCUGCGUGCGGAGUGAGCUUAUUGCACAUCGACUUGUCGAGAACGACAUCGCCCACAGUAAGGAAGGUCAUGCAGCCCUUGCGGGCGGGCUUGGCUACCUCAAGGCGGUUGGACACCGCUUCGACAUUGAAGAAGCGUUAGCCACCGCCUCCCCCUAUGCAGUGUCCAUGUUGGCAUACGCCAAGGAUUUUGUCUAUCAGGACGGUGUACUCUGCUAUCUGGCCGGUCAUCAACUCCGUACCCUCGACGUCCAUCGGUCGGCCCAGCAAGAGCACGUCCUGAACCUGGACGAUAUUGUCCCCCGUCUGACUCGUCCGAAAGCCAACGUCUCGGUCUUGGAUGACCCAGAAAACCUCAAAAUUCUUGGGUUCCAGCAAGGGGUCGUCGUCUUCACACUUGCAGGCCUGCAUCAAGAGAGCCUCGCGCUAGUCGCUCUCGAUGUGACGCCCAAGCUGACUCACCGUCCGUGGCGGCUCCUGCUAAAUGAGCCGAUCCCGGCGUCAAGGCAGGUUGUGGUGCGACACAGUAACAAAUACCUAUGGUAUGCGGUGUAUCUUGAUGACCCGGGUACUUACGGGACUUGGUUGUGCUGCGGCUACGAUCUCGACACUCGGGCCGAAUUCAAGUUCACCCUCGAUCAGAUGGUAACGAGCUAUCUGGGCCGAGACAUUCAAUUUCAGAUUGUUGAUGAGCAUCUCUACGUGGUCUCCACAGAGAACAUGACCUAUGAUGAUGAGCGGUUCUCAUCAUACUACUACUGGACGUGCUUUGCCCCACGCCAAGAGGACCGAAAAUGGUCGGGCCGUGUCUGGCGUCGCGAGCACCGCGAGGGUCCCAUUGAUGAUCUGUGGACGGCUCUCUCCAUCCAGAGGGAUACGGCCACCGGGCGGCCUAUGAUUGUAGAGUGUCGCCGCGAGUGGUCCCUCGGUAAAGAUGAAGGGCGCCGUACAAUCUAUACACAUCCAUUGCCCACCGUGGAGGAACUUGACCUGGUUGAUCCCGAGGAUCGUCAGGGUUCGAACGGCAGCGUCGCGUCUUGUCGACAUUCCGAGGAGACUUUCAAGGGGGAUGAUCAGGAUGACUGCAGCAUCGAUGUUCUCGCGGCAAAACGUCUGCGGCGGGGUGAGCACCGUGAGCAUGAGCUGGACGAGGAUUGGAAUCUACGGAGAGGGUUCAUAUACGCACAUACCAAACAUCACGCUUACGAUCUGGCGAGCUCCACCUUUAUCGAUCUCGUCAAUGAUCAAAUCCCUCGGGGCCACGGGAGUCAAAUGCAGGAUCGCCUGCGUCUGCGAACUGUCUCGCGCAAGCGACGAUUGUCCCAGGACGAAGAUGGGCCGGCGGGGGAUCCUGGUUGGACUUCUGAGCAAGACCCACCCGCCAAACGGCCCACGAAAGUGCACGUCUCUGAUGAGCGGUUUGUCUCUCGUGGCGUGCGCAUGUGGCCUCGGGAGGAUGGACCCGCCCACAUCCAUCAACUUCUUACUCCCGCCGAAGAGGCCGGACCCGUGAGUGUAGUGAGCGAUGACCGCUCACUGAUCUAUUCCAUAUCUAGCCCCGCCCUUCCGGAACAUCACCGGGCACUAGUUCUGGUCAGUUUCGACCCCUCGCUCCGGAUAUCGUCCAUGAAAUCGCUCAAUUGUGGCCAGGCCUUGAAAACGGCCUCCAAUAAGACGGGGGACUCAUCCUUCAGAGAGAUGCUUUCCUACAAGACCGGCCAAUUUAGUCUUGUCAAAGUGGCGCAUCCCAUGUACGAGGGGAUUGAUCGAGGUUUUUGGCUACGGUGA